Molecule: messenger RNA, 2520 nt
Organism: Candoia aspera
Lineage: Eukaryota; Metazoa; Chordata; Lepidosauria; Squamata; Candoiidae
Gene: USP21
Product: ubiquitin specific peptidase 21
Exons: 12
Coding region: 26-1894 (622 amino acids)
Biological process (GO): protein deubiquitination
Cellular component (GO): cytoplasm
Molecular function (GO): cysteine-type deubiquitinase activity
Source: RefSeq, a predicted model, not a curated record
GGCUCUCCUCAUCCUUCUCUCCACAAUGCCCCAAGCUUCCGAACAUCGCAUGAGCCGGGCUCGAGAACAAGCUGUCAUCACCUCCCAGCCGAAAGCCACCACCAAGCUUCCCAACGGGCCACGGGCCCCGAGCCAAGAGCACCGUGGCUGCUGCCCCUCCUCAGCCCUCUCCAGCGGGCUCUCCGCAACAUCGAAGCUCCGCCCUUUGCCGCCCAGGCCGAGCAACUUGGAUGACCGGAGCAAGAAGCUGGAGCUGGAGCGAGGCAGGACCUCGAAGCGCUGCGACAUGCCGCGGGCCGCUGCUUCCCGCCGGGGACCGGUCAAAGCAGAUCACGCCCUCCGAGUGCCCAGUUGCCCCCAGGCAAGCAUGGUCUCCGGCAGCACUUCCUUCACCAUGCCCCCCGGGGUCCUCCUCGGCGGGCCGGACUCCGAGUGCCGGCGAAGCAACCUGCUCCGCUCCAAGUCGAUCAGCAUCGGGGACUUGAGCCACCCCGGCAGCCGUGGCGAAGAGCAGCUGAGCGCGGUGCUGAACCGGCUCACCCUCCGGGACCGCAGCCCCUCGUGCAGCCACAAGCUUGGCCUGGGCGCCCUGGCCCUGAAGAGGAGUUCUUCGCUCCGGAGGGUCAACGUGACCUCCGGCCUGGAUGGGAGGCCCACCGCCCCGCUCUUGUCCGUUCGCACGGAAGGUUACCUGAGGACUUGCCCCAUCGACCCGCAGGCCACCGAGUACUCUCGUUCCCAAGACAUCUUGGUGUCAACGAGCCCGCCUCAGAGCAAGACCCCUGUUCUGAGCAGGCUGGAGGAGAAGGCAACUACCCAUCACACUCUCCUACUGGGCUCUGGGCACAUAGGUCUCCGCAACCUUGGCAACACGUGCUUCAUGAACGCGGUGCUGCAGUGCCUGAGCAGCACCAAGCCCUUGCGUGACUACUGCCUCCGACGGGAAUUUCGGCAGGAGCAGCCCUGCACACUCCGGACCCAGCAGGAGUUGACUGAAGCCUUCGCAGACGUCAUCGCCACAUUGUGGCACCCCGAUUCCACCGAGGCCGCCAACCCCAGCCGCUUCAAGGCCGUCUUUCAGAAAUACGUUCCGUCUUUUACAGGAUACAGCCAGCAAGAUGCUCAGGAGUUUUUGAAGUUCCUCAUGGACCGGCUGCAUGUGGAGAUUAAUCGGAAGGGGCGGAAAAGUCCCUGCAUCCUCUCGGAUGCCAAGUGGCCCUCGGUACUAGAGGAAUCCGAAACUUUGAGUGACGAUGAGCAAGCCAACCAGAUGUGGAAACGUUACUUGGAAAGAGAAGACAGCAAGAUAGUAGACCUCUUCGUUGGCCAGUUGAAGAGCUGUCUCAAGUGUCAAGCGUGCGGCUAUCGGUCAACCACCUUCGAAGUCUUCUGUGACCUUUCCCUGCCUAUCCCGAAGAAAGGGUUCGCUGGUGGGAAGGUCUCUCUGCUCGACUGUUUCAGCCUUUUCACCAAAGAAGAGGAGCUGGAUUCUGAAAACGCACCGGUAUGUGACAAAUGCCGACAGAGGACCCGAAGCACCAAGAAGCUCACUCUCCAGCGCUUUCCCCGCAUCCUUGUGCUACAUCUCAAUCGGUUUUCCACCACCCGCUAUUCCAUUAAGAAAUGUACUGUGUAUGUGGAUUUCCCCCUCCAGCAGCUCAACCUGAAGGAGUUUGCCAGCGAAAAGGCUGGCACCCCUGUGUACAACCUCUACGCCCUGUGCAAUCACUCCGGUAGCGUCCAUUACGGUCAUUACACGGCCUUCUGUAAGGAUCAGUCUGGCUGGCGGGUGUUCAAUGAUUCCCGGGUGUCACCUAUCAGUGAGAACCAGGUCCCCUCAAGCGAAGGUUACGUUCUUUUCUACGAGCUGGAUGACUUGCACUGGAAGAAGUAGUAAAAAGUAUUGACUCGCAGCCCUUUGACCUUCAGCCCCUCUUACCUCAGAGACUGGCGCUUGGGUCUUUUAACACUGAAAGAAAGAAGGGGGGAAAAAACAGUGGCGAAAAAAAAGAAUAAUAAAACCAACAAACGAUUACCGCGUCAGGUUAGUUUCUCGAGAGGCCAACUGGCCUGGUUCUCCAACUCUUUCCCACAUCUUUAUCCAGGUUUAUUUCGGCUUUUUUUUUUUUUUUUUUGUGCCUCUGUGGGGUUUUUCUGCUCCUACACUCCCUGGAAUUUUAAGGCAAGCCGGGGGGGAGAAACGUGGAUCUCAUAGGAACACGGGGAUUGUGGGUGGUUGAAGCCUCAGAGGGUGAUACAGUACAUGACGUGGAGCGAAGCAGCAUUUUCCUUGUCUACGCGUCCAUUUUGCCCUCCCCCUUCCUCUCUACUCCCCCCCCAACCCUCAGGGCCAAAAUAAGGUGUGCUUAGUACACCCCAUUCCCCCAGUCAGAGACUGGGGUGUCAUUCUUGGUUUUAACGACUUUCUACAUAAUGAAGGCUUUGUUGUACAUAGAUGACCGAGAGAAAAAUGAAGAGCUUGACACUUUUUGUGAAUAAAUUUAUUUAACAAAAAAAAAA